UCUAUUACCAGUUCUUCCUCCUGAGUUGAGACCAAUCAUUCAGAUAGAUGGGGGUAAACUAAUGAGCUCAGAUAUUAAUGAACUCUAUAGAAGAGUUAUCUAUCGGAACAAUACCCUUACCGAUCUAUUAACAACAAGUAGAUCUACGCCAGGAGAAUUAGUAAUGUGUCAGGAGAAAUUAGUACAAGAAGCUGUGGAUACACUUCUUGAUAAUGGAAUCUGGGGACAACCAAUGAGGGACGGUCAUAAUAAAGUUUACAAGUCAUUUUCUGAUGUAAUUGAAGGCAUAGAGGGAAGAUUUUGUGAGACUCUGCUUGGCAAACGAGUUGAUUAUUCAGGACGUUCUGUCAUUGUCGUGGGUCCUUCACUUUCAUUACGUCGAUGUCGAUUGCCUCGUGAAAUAGCAAUAGAACUUUUCCAGACAUUUGUCAUUCGUGGUCUAAUUAGACAACAUCUUGCUUCGAACAUAGGAGUUGCUAAGAGUAAAAUUUGAGAAAAAGAGCUGAUUGUAUGGGAAAUCCUUCAAGAAGUUAUGCAGGGACAUCCUGUAUUGCUGAAUAGAGCACCCACUCUGCAUAGAUUAGGCAUACAGGCAUUCCAGCCCGUUUUAGUGGAGGGGCGUGCUAUUUGUUUACAUCCAUUAGUUU
Capsicum annuum is the source of this 647-nucleotide messenger RNA. Its product is annotated as DNA-directed RNA polymerase subunit beta'-like. The record is from RefSeq and is a predicted model, not a curated record. Gene Ontology annotation, biological process: DNA-templated transcription. The transcript has a single exon. Gene Ontology annotation, molecular function: DNA-directed RNA polymerase activity; DNA binding. Bases 62 to 493 code for a protein of 143 amino acids. Lineage: Eukaryota; Viridiplantae; Streptophyta; Magnoliopsida; Solanales; Solanaceae.